Molecule: messenger RNA, 13326 nt
Organism: Bactrocera dorsalis (oriental fruit fly)
Lineage: Eukaryota; Metazoa; Arthropoda; Insecta; Diptera; Tephritidae
Gene: PEK
Product: E3 SUMO-protein ligase RanBP2
Exons: 12
Coding region: 325-12588 (4087 amino acids)
Biological process (GO): protein phosphorylation; intracellular transport
Cellular component (GO): cytoplasm; nuclear pore
Molecular function (GO): GTPase activator activity; protein kinase activity; ATP binding
Source: RefSeq, a predicted model, not a curated record
GGAAAGAUACCGAAAGUGCUGAAACGCCGCCACUUGCAAAAAUUUUUCCAAGCGCCGAACAUGGGAAAAUUUGUCAGUGAGAGUGUAAUAGCGUAAAAUAAAGAAAAAGUUAUUUUGUUUUUCCCAUUAACGUUUUAUGACGGAUAAAAUUGAAUAUCAGUGCAUUUGCUACAAAAGUGUGAAUAAUCGAAAAUCAGAGAGUACGAAGUGAAAAAAUUGCAUUGCGACCAAAAAUAUAAUAUAAAAGUGACGAAAGAAAGUAAUUAUCGGAAGAAAAAAUCUAGUGACGAUUUGUUGAUUUCUGCUUAAUCGUGUGUGCAAAAAAUGUACAAAACUAAAAAAGAAGUGGAUGCCCAUGUGCGAACUGCACUGUCGAAGUUGCGUUCCGAGUCUGAGCGGCAGUUACGAAGUUUUACCAUCGCCAAACUUUAUUACAAAAUCAACGAAUAUUCCACCGCAGAACAAUAUCUGUGUUCCUACCUCAACGUAAAAGAAGACAAUGAUCAGGCGCAUAAAUUACUUGGUCAAUGUUAUCAACGCCUUAAGAAACCAGAAAAGGCGCUACAGUCCUUUCAACGUUCUUUACAACUAAAUUCAAAACAACCCGAGGUUUUGGCCGAUGUUUGUCAACUAUUGUUGGAUGAUAAAAACUUGAAUGUGAGUAAAGCUAAAUAUUGGUGUGAGUUAGCUGAGUCGGAGAAGGUGCAACAUGAUGCAGUAUUCUCAUUGCGCUUGAAAUUGAUGAACAAAGAUAAUCUGGAAACGAAUCAAGUUGAGGAUUUAAUUUUGAAAGAAAUAAGUGCUCGUCCAAACGAUGUGCAAUUACGUGUUCGACUUAUGCGCAAUUACAUUGAACAAAAUAAAGUCUUGGACGCCUUCAAAUAUGUAUACAAUUUUGAGAUGAAUCAGCAUGACAAUUUCUCCAGCAGCAGCGAAUGGUACAAUAUCGUAUGGUUAGUGCUGAACAAAUAUGAACAUAUGCCAAACACGAAGAAGGAUUGGGAGUUUUGGUUGUUAAUGAUUAUUUGCCUGGAACGACAAGUCAACAUCAGUUUCACAUUAACGGCCGCUUCUGCGACUGGUGGAGUAACGGAGACGGCAAAUUUACUUUUCAAUUUAGACCAAUAUCUUUUCAAAGUCACACAGUUGUCGGAUAAAUUGUGCGCCCAACGUGAAUUGGUUAAUCUCUUUUUGGACCAUUAUCGCGGUCAGAUGCUAAUUUAUGCGACAGCCUUAAUCUUCAAGCGCGAACUUUUACAAAACAAAAACAAGUGGAAAGAAACUGUAAAGGUGGUGUUACCACUAUUACUAUUUGCUUUCCAAACAGAUGUGCCAGACAAUCGCGAACCAUGGAUGAGACAUACUGACGAACAAGGCAAGCAGUUGAUACAGUUGUGGAAUCGCGAGGGUUCCUUCCGUUGCGCACAGGCUGGUCGUACUUUGCUUUCAUGCAUUGCAGACGAGUUGACUACUGACAAAGAAAAUGCCAACCAACAAAUAAAUAGUUUGCUUGGAAACAAUCCACCGUUGUGGAGCAACAGCGAUGAGUUGUUGUCGCAAAUACGUCAAAUUUGUUCAGACAAAACUUGGCGGCGAAACGUAUUUGCUGCGCUCUACUGCAACAGUGAUCAAAAAGUUAAAGAACAAAGUUCUCUGUUAAUCAAGAGUCCGAAGCUAGCCGAGCCCGUGUUUGAGCUGCCCACCUACGCCGACGUUGAGCGCUAUGAAGAGGAUGCGCAGUACUUAAAACCACAAUCUUUGCAACAUUUGGUCUACCUAUGUUUGGGUAAUGAUAAUCUCGCCUAUGUACGUGCUAAAUAUUUUAGUGGUUUGAAUUUUUCCACACAAAACUUGGCAUUUUGUGGUGCAGAGUCUUUAAACCAAUUGGAUUUGGAUACGUUUUUAUAUGCGGCAACAAUACAAGCCAAACGUACACUGCAAGUUGAACGCGAAACAUUUGACAAUUACAACACGGGCAAUCGCAGCGCUUCCGGACGUCCACGCAUAUUGCCAUUCGCUAAUUUGCAGGGGCAGUUAUGCACCGAGGAACAAUCCAAUUGGUGGCUAGCUGCCUAUCAAGUUUACAAAAAUCUAAGCGCGGAUAAUUUAGCCGAGUUACGCGCCAACCUACAGUAUGGUAUAGAAGCUGUGCGCGGUGUUAAUGGGCCGAAAAUUGACAUGAUUAUCGUGUUUAAAUUGGGGCAGAUAUUUGUUGCACGAGCACAGGAUAUUGUUAAACCAGUAGAGAAAGGCUUUUUGGAGGCACGUGCAGAGAAUAUCUAUAAGUAUGGUUUAAACAUGGUAAAAAUGAACAAUAAAGGCGUUUUAGAGCCAUUCCGGAAAUAUUUUAAAUAUACUAAAGCCAAAACUUCCGUUGUUGAGCGCGAGAUUUCUAAUGCAGCAGAGGAUGCCGUUUCAUAUUUAGCUUCGCGUUACUUCAAGAAAGCCGAAUAUGAAGAGUUAAUCGAAGAAUUGACUGGCGUACAAUUGCCAUUUGCGACAUAUUUACAAGCAGAAGCAUAUCGCAAAUUGGACGAAGCUAAUAAAACACCAAAGAAAGCAAAGCGAAUGUAUUUGGAUCGUGCAAGUGAGUGCCUCAAUCAGACUUUGAAUCUGUUGAAAAACACAGAAGCAAACCCGGAACAUCCUUUGAAUUCCAUAAUACAUACCGAAUUGAAAAGAUUGCAACAGGCUACUAUGAAAUUCAUUAAUGAAGGUAGCCCAGCCACCGGUCACAAUAACUCUAGCACCUACGAAGACGCCGAAGCCGAGUUCUACCACGAUAUAUCCUUGUCUGCUACACCAGCAAUAAACCGUUCUCGACGUGAAGCAACCGCUGCCGCGCUAAUAGCCUCGCCUCGUAAUACUGAAAUGGAGAAUUUAGUAAAGCAAAUGGCCAAAACACUAACCUUUGUUAAAGAGGAACUCGUUGACACGAUUAAACCAGAAAUGCUAUCAAUGCGUAAGGAAAUCACUUCACUUAAGGAUAAAAUUGCUGGCCUUGAGGAAGCUAUGAAACGGACACGCGUUUCUUCAAAUCCACCAUCACGUGAUGAUGCAUCUCAUGUGCUCGAUGAUCUCUAUAUGAUCGAAGAUGCAUUGCAAAAUCAAUUGUAUCAACCGCCUGCGCAAACGCACAUGAAUGCUGCAGGUAGCAUGUUUCCCGGCGUUGGUAAUGGACCCAAUACGCAACCACCCGUUGGCGUGCAAAGCCCCUUUGUUGCAGGCCCACAGUCUCAACAACAAGCAGCCCAACAAAGAAACUCAAUGCAUUUACCGCCGAAUCCAAUGGCUACAGCUGCAUACAAUAGUCCCAUGUUUAAUCCGAAUUAUCCAAUGAAUUACUAUCCACAACCGUACAUGAUGUCGCAACCGCCUGGUCCACCUGGUUCUGCCGGCGGUAUGUUGGGUCAACGUAAUGCGCUGCCCAUGCCAUAUAUGGAUGCCAAUUUGAGCUUUAGCAUGGCACAAUCAACGCCAUUAUUGCCCGCACCGCCACAGGAUGGUCGCCCAAGCAAUCUGUAUGGUUUGCUGACACAACCACAGCAACCACCAACAAUUCCACCACAAUUCCCACCAUCGUUGCAACCACAAUUGCCACAACUGUCAGUGCCAAUGCCGUUGGCAUCGUUAGCGCCUGCCAUAACAAGUACCCCAACUGUUGUAGGCUUACCACCAGCAAUUUCCUCACAGUCGACACCGACCCCUGCGCCCAUACAAUUCAAUAAAGUACUUAAUAAUCAACCAGUUGAAAAAGGACCACCAGCCAAUGUGGUAAUCACCAGUUCAGACCCGUUACCAAAUCCAAAUAGGCCAGCCUUGUUGGCACAACAACCAACAUUGAGCGUUACAAUACCACCGCAUCAUAUCAAGCCUAGCCUCGUAGCCACAACAGAGUCAAAUGUAGCACAGACAUCAACGCAAGCUACACCUGCUAACGCCAUUACAAAUACCAUUACCACAGGCAACAGCGGUUUUACUGGCUUCGCUUUCGGAAGUGCCACCGCCACUACACAAAGUCCAUUCAGCAUUACUUUUAGCAAUAAUUUUACAACGCCUACAUCUUCUACAACCUCCAUAUUUAGCGGAAAGAAUAUAGCCUCUACUACGCCAAGCAGUACAAUCAGCACCAGCACUUUCAGUUUUAGGCCACAAAUCGAGCAGGCCCAAGCUCAGGCUGCUGCUGCAGCUGGAGAGAAUAGUUCAGGAGAGAGCAUUUCGGUGUUGAAUAAAACAUCGGACAGUUUUUCAAGUGAGCCGAAUAAGAGCGGUGCAGAAGCGGAAGUAGAAUACGAUCCACGACCUGACUUUAAGCCAAUAAUUCCAUUGCCUGAUGAAAUAGAGGUUAGAACUGGCGAGGAAGACGAAGAUGUAAUGUUUUGUUGUCGCGCCAAACUCUAUCGUUUCGCUGAUAAGGACUGGAAAGAACGUGGUAUUGGCGAUAUAAAGAUACUGAAAAAUAAGGAAGGUUUCUCAAGAAUACUCAUGCGUCGCGAUCAGACACAUAAAAUAUGUGCCAAUCAUAAAAUCACCAAAGAACUUAUAUUAACAACGCCGGCGAAUGAAAAGAAGGGACACAUUUGGGUGGCCAACGAUUUCGCUGAUGAGGAGUUGAAGACAGAGCGCUUUUUCGUUCGUUUCAAGUUACCGGAGUCAGCACAGAAAUUCUUCGAUUGUUUCAAACAGGCACAAAAAGAAGCCGAAGAAUUGGAUAACAAAAAAGAGGUGACCGUUACGAAAGAACAAACUACUAAAGAGAAUAAAUUUAACCAACCUGCACAACUUGCACCAUUUGGCUUGACCAAAAGCGCAGUAUCCAACUUCGUUACCAGCACACCAGCUACAAAGACCAACGCUGAAAAAAUACCAACCGUUGUAGCACAAACAUCUAUGGCACCAACCUCUGUCGCUACAAGUGCUAUAUCAAGCGCCGGCGGCGUUUCCAAAACGCUAUUCGGUGGAGCAGCUGCAGCGCCGAAUGCUGUGGUCGAAAAUAAAUCCGAGCUACCAAAAUCCACAGCCUCGCCUUUCGCUCAUUUCAGUUUCGACAAAGGUGGUGCAGCCACAAUCGCUCCCAGCUCAGCUGCGACGAACUCCACCACGGCUGCCACUUCAUCACCCUUUGCCAACAUCUUCAGUAAUUUGGGCAAAUCGGGUGUCACCACUUCGUCGCCAUUCAGUGUUGGGAAUCUGCCAGCAUUUUCGGCUGCGACUAGCGUUCUUGAUGGCAGUGCAACAAACGUUGGUGGCGCAGCCGCUGGGUCUACGACUUCAUCCGCAUUGAACAAAUCGAAUGCCUCUGAUGCGGAGGAUGAAUAUGUGCCAACAGCCACUUUCAAUCCGGUAAUACCAUUACCCGAUUUGGUGGAAGUCUCCACAGGUGAGGAGAAUGAAAUUGUUUUGUUCGAGCAUCGUGCCAAGCUCUUGCGUUUCGACAAAGAGGCAGGCGAGUGGAAAGAGCGCGGCAUUGGCAACAUGAAAUUACUACAGGACAAAGAUGACGUAAAUAAAGUGCGUUUGGUAAUGAGACGUGAGCAAAUACAUAAGCUCUGCUGCAAUCAGCGUUUGUAUAAAAACACCGCGUUCAAAUAUGCAAAGAAUUCACAAACCGCGCUGACAUGGGCCGGUCAAGACUACUCGGAAAGUGAAUUGACUACCGAAAUGUUAACGGUGCGUUUCAAAUUACCCGACACUUGCAAACAAUUCCAUGAGGCCGUAUUGAAGGCGCAAGCAAAUAUGGGCGAUGAAGUUGAUGAGAACGCCGGCGCUGGCGCCGCCGCUGCAAUUGGGAAACAGGUCAAGGAGAAAUCAACAGAAAAAACGGAAGGUAAAGCGGCCGUUAAAGGUUUUGGUGAUGCUUUCAAACCCAAAGCCGGUUCAUGGGAUUGUUCCGCUUGCUACAUAUCAAAUACUGUUGACAAACAAUAUUGUAUUGCGUGUGAUUCGCCAAAGGAUGACACUGUGCCCAAAAAAGAUACGACAAAUGUUCUAUUAACUAAUCCACCAAAGGCAUCAUUUGUUUUUGGCUUCUCACCAGCAACGAAUGGUAGUGGAGCGGCAACAGUGCAAGCAGCUAAUAGUUUUACUUUCGGUAAGCCUGCUGCUACAUCAAGUAUCCUUGCAGAAAAUGUGAAUAGCACGGCAACGGUGCCACAACCCGCCGCCACUACGACGACGAUUUCAAAAUCUGGUUUCGGUGAUCAAUUUAAACCGAAAGUGGGUUCUUGGACAUGUCAGGAUUGCUAUUUAGGCAACACAGCUGACGCUCUUUACUGCAAGGCAUGUGAUGCACCCAAAGACGAUACAGUACCUAAAAAGGAAUCAGCGAAUGAUGUGCUUGCACUCUCAAAUCCAGCGCAGAAAUUCAGUUUUGGUUUUAAUGCGGCCGCCGCUGUCACCUCUACAGCAAACUCGAAUACAACAACGCCUACAAGUAGUUUUGUUUUCGGUGGCGCCCAAAGCGAACCGGGUAAAUCUCUAUUUGGCGGUUUGACAAAUACAAGCACCACUGACGCCCCCAAGUCCUUUACGUUUACACCGGCAACUUCAACGAAUGCACCAACAACAUCGAAGCCAGCAUUCACAUUCCAGCCGCAGUCGAAAAUUUCCGGUGCCGGUGGAGAAUCCACAUCAAUGUUUUCUUUAGAUAAAAAAGAUUUCAAUUUCACGUUGAAGCCAAAGAGUCCCGGCAAGUCGAGCGGCGCUGGCGGUGGUGAUGCAGAUGCCGCGGCGGACGACGGUGAAGAUGGUGACUACCAAGAGGAGGAGAACAACACUUACUUCACACCGGUUAUACCGCUACCGGAUAAGAUUGACGUUAAAACGGGCGAAGAGGAAGAGGAAUUACUCUAUGUGCAUCGUGCCAAAUUAUACCGCUUUGUCGAUGGCGAAUGGAAGGAGCGUGGUCUAGGCGAUGUUAAGAUCUUGCGUCACAAGCAAACCAAAAAGUUGCGAGUGGUAAUGCGUCGUGAACAGGUGUUGAAAAUCUGCCUUAAUCAUGUGCUGAACGACGAAGUCGAGUACAAACACAAGGAUGACAAAUCGUGGCUAUUUGUGGUGAACGAUUUUAGUGAGGGCACCGUUGAAUUGGAAAAAUUCUCACUUCGUUUUAAGAAUAAAGAUAUCGCACAAGGUUUUAUGGAUGCAGUGAAAAGUGCCAUCGCGGGAACGGCUGUUCCCAUCGAAAAUACCGGUAGCAUAUCUACGAAUACAACAUUGAAUAUGACUGAGAUUGUAGAGAGCGAAAAGGAGGUUGAAACUCCACCAGCUGCUUUGUCGGAGGCAGAUAGGAUGACUGCUGAUAAAUUGCAAUUACCUUAUGAGUUCUUUACAGCGCAACCACCUUGUGCUGGUUGUCGUGGUUGUGAUCCGGAUACAUUUGUUUUUCCUGUACGAAAAACCACUGAAACAUUCGUUAAUGCUGAAGACAAUGAAAAUGUUUUAAAACCAUUCGAAUUACCCGUUUUGUCAUUACCCAAAGCCGAUAGUGCGGUCAUUGCGAAUCGUUCACUCCUGAAGCAAAGCGCUCUCUCACCGAUGGUACCCUCACCUGCAGCCACAACGCUUACUUCAACCAACAUUACACCCACUCCUAAAUCGGGUGAAUCGAAUAUAUUUUCCGGCUUUGCUGGCGUGAACUCAACAGCUUUCGGUGCUACUGGGGAAAAAAGUGCCAGCGGCUUCUCAUUUACCGCAGCUAUGAAUAAUGUCAAAAAAGAUGAUGAAAAUAAGACGAGCGCAACAAGUGGAACAUUUCUAUUUGGUAAUAAUGCAGGCUCUGGCGGGUUGAAUGGGAGCUCCAUUUUUGGUGGUGGCGGAGAUAAAAAGCCCAUUUUUGGACAAACACCCUCAAUUUUCGGCAAUGCCUCCAAUUCUUUAACUAAGGCCGCUGAUUCUACCACAUCCGAAAACGAGAAACCAAACACUAUUUUCGGUGGUAUUGCCAGCAACACUGGCAGUGGAUCCAUAUUUGGUGGGAAACCAGUUUUUGGUUCAGGCUCCAGUUCAAUUUUUGAUGGUAAAUCUUCUUCGGGUAAUGAAACAACAACAACCAAAUCGAUAUUUGGUAGCACAAGCAACUCGACAGCGAAUACCAUUGGUGGAGGUACCUCGAUAUUUGGCAGUUCAACAUUUUCUGGUUUUGGAAACGCCGCUAGCACCCAAGGCUCUAUCUUUGGCAGUGGUAAUAGUGCAAAUACCGCAAAACCCAACACAGAAGCAAACAUUUUUGGUGGUAUUCCAAAGGAGCAAACCGUAGCCGCACCAAGUUUUGCUGAUCUCUCGAACAAAGCUGGCGCGACUGAUUUUGCCAGUUUAGCUGCGAAGGCGAACUCCGCCACCACCAACAAACCAUCAGCAAAACCAGGUCCCGGCGGUUUCAUUGGUCUAACCGAUGAAAAUGCCUUUUCUAACUUCGCCAAAUCGGUGCAAAACACGUCGAAAGACGGCAACGCUAACGAUUCUACGCAAAAUGAUGAUAAUGAAAACUAUGAUCCACAUUAUGAUCCUAUAAUUGCAUUACCAGAUGAAAUUCAAGUAAGUACCGGUGAAGAAGACGAGACGAAAUUGUUCGGUGAACGUGCGACACUUUACCGUUACGAUGCUAACACGAAAGAGUGGAAGGAACGCGGCGUUGGUGAGCUAAAAAUUUUGGAACACAAAACCAAACAUACAUAUCGCCUGGUGAUGCGGCGUGAGCAAAUACACAAAUUGGUGUUGAAUCAUGCAGUUGGUGCGGAUUUCAGUUUUAACAACAUGAAUAACAACCCAAAAAGUUUUAUUUGGGCAGCCUUAAACUAUGCCGAAUCGUCUGAAGGCGAAGUGGAAAAAUUGGCGGUGCGUUUCAAGAAUGUCGAUCUAGCCAAUCAGUUCAAAGAGAAGUUAAAUGAUUGUAUCAAGUCAAAAAGCGAGGAACCCGCUAUUACUUCCCAAAUUAUCGGUGGUGUCCAUUGCGGCGUUGUAUCAUAUAAUAUGGGCAUUCAAAGAGACCUGAAUGUCGUCAGGAAGUGCCGCAAAUCAUUACUUCAACUUACGAUGAUCACCUCAAUUGUUGCUGCUGCCACAAUGACAAAUAUUAUUGGAAGUGUUGGAGCUGAGAACCCAGUACCGAUAGAUGAACAGACUUUGCAACUAAAUCGCCGCGCUGUCGCUAUCCCGUACUGUGACGAUGAUAAUACAGAUCACACUAUAGGACGCAGACUAUUGUAUAUAACAACGCUAGACGGCCGUUUGUCCGCACUUGACGUCAGUAAAGGUGGUAAAUUACGUUGGAGCGUGCCAACCGGUCCCGGACCGCUCAUAUCGUCUAGCAUACAUCGUCUUGAAUUGACAAAUAAUGGGCAAUUCGUGCGCAUGAUACCUUCCCUGAGUGGGGGCAUUUAUAAAUUCGAUGGUGACUCCAUUGAUCCUAUACCGAUAACCACCGAAAAUUUGCUUAGCUCUUCGGCGAAAUUCUCCGAUGAUCUGGUCAUUUCGGGUGGCAAGGAGACACGCACAUAUGGUGUAUCCGUACGCACGGGCCAACUGUUGUAUGAGUGUUCCAUGAAUGGCUGCAUUAAUUCAACAGACGCAAGAGAGCCUGCAACUGGCGACGAUAAAAAUGGUAAUACAAUUAGUGGCGAUGAAGCGCAAAUGGAACACAAUCCCCUCAUUGAUGAUGUGAUUGUUGUGCGUCGACAGACACAAACUGUACGCGCUGUGGAAUCGCGUACCGGUGUCGAACGUUGGAAUUUCAGUGUGGGUCAACACGAGUUGAAUAUGAUUAGACCGGCUGAAUGCCACGAUCGACCAUACAGCGACAUGGAUAUGGCCAUGCUGGAUUUGGAUAUAAAGGUGGUGGUGCCGGAGGGUGUAAUUUGUGCAUUCAGCAAGACAGAUCCGAAUGCAAUGCUGUGGAAAUACAAGUUUGAUCAUCCCAUUGUGAGCGGUUGGAAAAUUGGCGUAGAUGAUGAGCUAGAAACGAUCGAUUUGUUUAGCUCCGCUCAGUGGAUAUGGGACCAUGCGGAUAAUAUAUUUGAUCCGCCCAUACAAUCGUUGAGUCCCUCGAUUUAUCUCGGCAUGUAUGAUAAGCAAUUGUAUAUACAGGAAUCGGUUACUUUGCGCCGUGAGAUCGACGAUCAGUCAAAUUUAUACACACACCUAACAACCGACUCCCCGAUGCCAGUAAUACCUUGGCGGCCCAUACCAGCUAGUAGUAAUUCUUUGGCAUUAAUAAAGAAUGAAAAGGCGCUAACAGAUGGCAAGCCGGUUGAGUCAUCAAAUGCUGUUACCAUACUGCCGAAUACAAAUGAAGCUAUGAAAGGCAAUGAGUUGGUACCCUAUGAUGAAGAUAUAUUCGCGGUGUCAGCACAAUCUGUACUUAAUGCCUCAGAGUUUGUUAAUGGCAAUGGUUUUUAUUUAUAUACCCGUGAGGACAAGAAUCGCAACGAAAAUGUGCGCUGCAUAACCGAUGAGGAAGAGGAAGACGAGGCAGAAGAAGAUGAAGAAGGAGAUUUGGAUCUAGAGGAUAAUGCGGAUAGUGAUGAUAAUGAAAAUGCUGUGAAUAACACCAAUCAUUCCGGUAGCGUCGAUUUGGGUUUUAGUCUUGACGAUAUCGAUGCACCCGUGAAGGUUGUCAUACUGUCACUAUGGUUUUGGUGGAAGGAAGUUGUUGUAAUCGCUUUGACUACUGCAGUUCUAGUGAAUCUAUUUUUGGGACAACGACAGCGUCAAGAAGUUUUGGUAAUUGAACGUCAUGUGCCAGUGCCCACCGCUUAUGAGGCGACCGAACAGUCCACGGUUGCACUUUUGGGUCCCACUAAUGUUUGCAUGAAUGGCACUGCGAAUGCUUCCGCCAAUGUGCAUCGUACACUUUCAGAGUCUACCUCUUGUUCGGGUGAACACUUCAGUUCGCGCUUCCAGGGUGAUUUCGAUUUGAUGCGUUGUUUGGGGCGCGGCGGUUUCGGUGUUGUUUUCGAAGCGAAAAACAAAUUGGAUGACUGCAAAUACGCCGUGAAGCGUAUAACCUUGCCAAAUAAGAAGGAAUCGCGCGAACGCGUCAUGCGCGAAGUGAAGACUUUGGCCAAUUGCGAACAUCAGAAUAUUGUACGCUACUUUCAGGCUUGGGUUGAAACCCCACCGCCUGGCUGGCAGGAAGAAGAGGAUAGCAAGUGGUUGGCUCACGAGAUGUCCAUGUCCAUACAAAUUGAGACGCCCGACGGCACAACACUGCCUUCCUUCGAAAAUGCUUCACUGCCACAGCAGCCGCCGCGACGUCAAUUGCAGGUCGAGCGAAAGCGUCAAUUGCUCUCUUGGAUGUCUAGCCUGAAUAAUACGGACUGUGGUUCCGAACACGAGCAUGACAAUUGCAUUGAAGAAGAUGAAGACGACGAUUCAUGCAUUAUAUUUCGCUCAGAGUCACAGUCGCUGGCAAUGAAAUGUAGCGAUGAAAUCGAUGAUGAGAGCAAUAGCGACAGCGAGGAAGAAAGCAAAACGAAUAGCACUAAAAAGGACAAGCAAGUGAAUGGCAAGAAGUUGCAUACAAAUUCCAUUUCCAUUGACAUUCAUUCCAAUUCAUUUGAUAUGAGUUUGCCGAAGAACGGCAAGAAUAUGGAUUACUCACAACUCUCCGACUCCUUUCAAAUUGAGUUUGUGCGUUCGGCGAACGGUGACGAAACCAACGAAGAUAGCGGUUGUGCUGCCCAAACGAAUGGUGACGUGUGGACUUCAAAAGAUUUGGAACGUUCAUUAAACGACAACAACUAUACAACAAACACUAAAAGCAAACCACGCCCCGCCUCUCUAGAGCUGGGCAAAUUUGCUACAAAUAUUGAGAAUAGCAACAAUAGUAAAGCACUGUUGCCGGCCUCGGCAUUGUUGCAAGCCACACCCAAGCCGCAGCAAAACAAGGUCUAUCUGUACAUACAAAUGCAGUUAUGCCGCAAGGAGAGUCUACGCGAUUGGUUGCGCGAAAAUCGCUGUGAGUCACGGCAGAAUCAUAUCGCCAGCAUUUUCCACCAAAUAGUCGAUGCGGUGGACUAUGUGCAUUUAAAGGGGCUCAUACAUCGCGAUCUCAAGCCCAGUAAUAUAUUCUUCUCACAAGAUGGUCAAAUAAAAAUCGGUGAUUUUGGACUCGUCACCGACAUGUCCGACAUACCGAACAUGGUGACAAAGUGUGGCGACACCACCGGUCUGCCAUCGUGCGCACGCCACACACAACAAGUCGGCACACACUUGUAUAUGUCACCCGAACAGCUUCGUGGCCAACACUACGACUUCAAAGUGGACAUUUACUCGUUGGGUUUGAUCUUCUUCGAGCUGCUCGUAUACUUCGGCACCGAAAUGGAGCGCAUUAAAACGUUGCGCCAGCUCCGUGAUGGCAACUACCCACAGGAGUUUCCACAUAACUAUCCCAACGAACACGAGCUACUCCAGUUGAUGCUGUCCAAACAACCCGCCGAGCGUCCGGCGACCACGGAGUUGAAACUCAAGUUACUCGAUAUACUUAAAUGGCCAGACUUCACUGCGGCAGACGGCGAUCCGGUGGCAAUGGUGGCGGCGGCGGCACGUCGCUACAGUCGCAGUCGGACAUUCAGCAGCAGUGAUGCGUGAGAACGUCUUACAUGUACACACGCAGAUAACUCGACGUCCGUGUAGUUAGUUAAUUUCUAAGUUAAUUUAAGCAAUAAACGUUUAAUUGUAUUGCGUAAUAUACAGAAGGGUUUGCAAAACUUACCAUUAAUCGCGUUGAAAUUAAAGCUUUAAGCAAACUUACGGUAUCCAGUUGCACUUAAAAAAGACUUAGCUACUAUUUUUUACAAUAUACACACAUAUGUACAUAUGUAGAUGUGUGUGCAAAUUGUUUUUUAAUUGUGCAUGUGUGCCGACUAUACAUGUACUCGUGCUAUUUGAAUGUGUAGUUAGUUUAGUAAUUUCUUUUUUUUUUAUCCUUUAAAAUGUGCGCCAUCAAAUUUUACAUUUAUAAGCUGAAACGUUGAGUAUGCAAGAUAACGCUAGGCAAUAAAUCUAUCCUCAAGUAAAUACGGCUAGUAUUACUAAUCCCAUGAUUGACGUGUCUUCAAUAUUUCAUUUGAAUAAGCUCCAUACUAUUUCAUUAAAAAACAAAAAACUUCAAAAUAUCCACGAAAGUAAUUAUAUUUAUUUAUUUUCGUGUUUCAUUCAUCUACUCGUUCUUUUUUAAAUGCUUUUGACUUCCGCCUUUUCAGGUGGAACAUUAGUUUAAGCACACACCAUACAUACACACAUACAUACCUAUGUAAUUAGUAGUAUUUUGACUACCCUAUAUAUUAAAAAACAAAAAAACAAUAAUAAAAAUAGUUAAAUAAGUAA